AUGCGUAGCGACUUUUCAAAUGUUUUGGUAAAUAUCUUUGGAAAGAAUCUACACACUCCGUUGUCACUGCACGCCAUCUACAGGUCGCCGUGGUACCGUGACCGACGCACACGCUCCUUGGAUCUAACGAGGAUGCGAUAUGUAGAGAUCCUGAGCAGGAAUAAUGGAAAAGAAAAAAAAUAUACAUAUUCUCAAGACAUUUACACCAACUCUUCUUCCCUCAGUACUUCUGUUACGACUAACCAAAACUCUUCAUUUGAGGGCCACAAGGUUCCCAAUAUGGAUUCCCUCCCAUCUACCUCAGAAAUAUUUCCUGAGGAUGUAAAACAUAACCUAUCGUGGUAUCAAAAUUCAGAAAUUGAGAUUGAGCGCUCGGCAUCCUCUGAUAAACCAGAUGUCACUGUGUUUCCCUCACAAAAUCCAGAACAGUGCCAGUCUAACAAACUUCAUGAACAAAAGGAACCUUUUGACUUGUCAAUAACUAACUUUGAUCAGGAAUAUACAAUUAAAAGUAAAUUAGAAGAUCAGAAUCAGAAAUUCUCAGAGAAGAACCCUCACCAAGGCUAUUAUGCACAGCUUGUAACUCCACCCAGCAAUUCCACAUCGGGUGAGGCACUUUGGGUAGACCAAAAUGCCCACACCCUUAUGACUGCCUGGUCUUCCCAGAAUAAAUUGCCAUUAUCAGCUACAUCCUUCCUUCAGCCUCAACCAUCAUUGCCUUAUGACUCAGCUACAGCUGUGAUGACAACUUCAAAGCAGAUUCCAAAUAUCAUUCAGGGAGCUGAAAGAAGCAGUACAAACAUUCAAAGUCGUUCUCUUUCCCAACCAAGUAAGCUUCAGCCUGCCCCAGCCGAGACUGCACUGGACACUCCUCUUUGUUUUCCAUCUCCAUCAUCAUCGAAUACAAGCCCAUUUGGGGUUUCACCCUCAAGUUAUGUUAAUACAGAUGGAAUCGGCAAGAAUGCGACUGGAGCUGAUGAACCAACCAUGGAAACAGAAUGUGCCGAAAUGCUAAAAAUGAAUAAUGGAAAAGAAACAAAUUCUCAUGAAUUUUAUAAAGACUCUUCAUCCUUUGUUACUUCUGCUGCUAUUGACCAACAAUUUACAAACUCCUCACGUGAGGGCUACAUGGUUCCUCAUAUGGAUUCCCUCCCAUCUACCUCAAAAGGAUAUUCCGAGGAUGUAAUACAGAACCUGUCUUGGAAUCUACAUACAGAAAGUGUUCAGAAUUAUCAUUCUACAUCUUUUGGUAGACCAGGAGAUAUCAGAGUGUUUCAAUCUGUAAAUCCAAAACAGUACCAACAUGAACUAGCAGAACCUUUUGACAUACCAGUAAUAGACUUUGAUCAGGAAAAAACAAACAAAAAUAAAUUAGAUGAAGAUCAGAAUCAGAAAUUCACAGAGAAGAACCCUCACCAGGGACAUUAUGCACAGUUUGUAACUCCACCCAGCAAUUCCACAUCGGGUGAGGCACUUUGGGUAGACCAAAAUGCCCACACACCAAUGACUGCCUGGUCUUCCCAGAAUAGAUUACCAUUAUCAGCUACAUCCUACCUUCAGCCUCAACCAUCAUCACUUCAUGACUCAAUGGCAUCUGUCAUGACAUCAUCAAAAGAAAUACCAAGCACUAUUCAGGGAGCUCAAAGAAGCAGUACAAACACUCAAAAUCAUUUUCUUUUCCAGCCAGGUAAGCCUCAGUAUGAGACUGAACUUGAAACUCGUAUUUGUUUUCCGUCUCCAUCUGUAUCAACCACAGAAGAUCAAAUGAAUACAAGCCUUUAUGGCAUUUCACCUUCAAGUUAUGUUAAUACAGAGGGUAUCAGCAAGAAUAAUGGUGGAUGUACCGUGACUGGAGCUUAUGACCCAUCUGGGGAAUCAAGUACAAGACAAGAAUUAAAUAGAGAAGAUAUUGCAGAGAUGCAGAACGUUAAUAAUGGGAAAGGAAAAAAAUAUUCACAUUCUCCAGAAUUUUCUGUAGAUUCUUCUUCCUUUGGUACUUCUGCCAUAACAGACCCACAAUAUACAAACUCUUCCUGUGAGAGUUAUGAAGUUUCGAAUAUAGAUUCUCUCGCAUCUGCCUCAAAAGGAUUUCCUGAGAAUGUAAAUGAUUCUGAGACUGAUCAUGCUGCAUCCUCUGGUAGACCAGAUGUAAACCCAGAGCAGUACCAAACUAACAAACUUGAACAUGAACAAACGGAACCUUUUGACUUAUCAAUAAAUGACCUUGAUCAGGAAGGUAAAGAUAAAAAUAAGUUCGACGGAGAUCAAAAUCUGAAAUUAUCAGAGGACUAUCACCAGGAUCAACUUGCACAGCUUGUAAUUCCGCCAAGCAAUUCUACGUCAGGUGAGGCAUUUGAACUAGACCAAAAUACAGACACUCCCAUGACUGCCUGGUCUACUCAGAAUAAAUUGCCAUUAUCAACUACAUCCCUCCUUCAGCUUCAGCCAUCGUCACCUUAUGACUCGACUGCAACUGUAAUAACUUCAAAAGAGAUACCAGAAACUAUUCAGGGAGAUGAAGGAAGCAGUACAAACAUUCAAAGUCAUUCUCUUUCACAACCAAGUAAGCUUCAGCCUGCCCCAACUGGGACUGCACUUGACACUCCUAUAAGUUUUCCAUCUCCAUCAUCAGUAUCAACUACAGAAGAUGAUCAAGCAAAUACAAGCCUGUUUGGGGUUUCACCCUCAAGUUAUGUUAAUACAGAUGGAAUCAUCAACAAAGAUGGUGGGCUUAAUGUGACUGUAGACAAUGACACAUCCAUAGAUGCUAAUAAAAGAGAAGAAUCAAUUAAAGAAGAAUAUAAUGAGAUGCAGAGAGUGAUUAUGGGGGAAGAAAGAAGUGACACAUAUUCUACAGCAUUUAAUACAAACUCUUCUUCUUCUACCACAUCUACUAUUGACCAAUAUUUUAUAAAGUCCAAGGGUUAUGUUCCUAAUAUAAGCUCUCUCCCAUCACCCUCAAAAGACGAACAAAAUUUAGUUUUGCAUCAACAUUUAGAGAGUACCGAGAAUGAUCAUGCUACAAACAAAAAUCAAUUUGAUGAAGAUCAAAACCUGAAAUUCUCUGAGAGGGCUCCUAACCAGGGCCAAAAUGCACAGCUUGUAACCCCAGCAAACAGUUCCACAUCAAGUGAGGCACUUGGUGAGGCACUUGGUCUGGCCCAGAGUUCAUCCAAUGCCUUACUUGAGCCUCAACCAUCAUCACUUUAUGACUCGGCUCCAACUGUGAUAACAUCUUCAAAGGAAAUGCCAAAUACUGUUCAGGGAGAUGAAGGAAGCAGUACAAACAUUCAAAGUCAUUCUCUUUCACAACCAAGUAAGCUUCAGCCUGCCCCAACUGGGACUGCACUUGACACUCCUAUAAGUUUUCCAUCUCCAUCAUCAGUAUCAACUACAGAAGAGCAAGCAAAUAUAAGCCUGUUUGGGGUUCCACCCUCAAGUUAUGUUAAUACAGAUGGAAUCAUCAACAAAGAUGGUGGGCUUAAUGUGACUGUAGACAAUGACACAUCCAUAGAUGCUAAUAAAAGAGAAGAAUCAAUUAAAGAAGAAUAUAAUGAGAUGCAGAGAGUGAUUAUGGGGGAAGAAAGAAGUGACACAUAUUCUACAGCAUUUAAUACAAACUCUUCUUCUUCUACCACAUCUACUAUUGACCAAUAUUUUAUAAAGUCCUCCAAGAGUUAUGUUCCUAAUAUAAGCUCUCUCCCAUCACCCUCAAAAGAAUUUCCAAAAGACGAACAAAAUUUAGUUUUGCAUCAACAUUUAGAGAGUACCGAGAAUGAUCAUGCUACAAACAAAAAUCAAUUUGAUGAAGAUCAAAACCUGAAAUUCUCUGAGAGGGCUCCUAACCAGGGCCAAAAUGCACAGCUUGUAACCCCAGCAAACAGUUCCACAUCAGGCGAGGCACUUGGUGAGGCACUUGGUCUGGCCCAGAGUUCAUCCAACAUCUUACUCGAGCCUCAACCAUCAUCAAUUUAUGACUCAGCUGCAACUGUAAUAACUUCAAAAGAGAUACCAGAAACUAUUCAGGGAGAUGAAGGAAGCAGUACAAACAUUCAAAGUCAUUCUCUUUCACAACCAAGUAAGCUUCAGCCUGCCCCAACUGGGACUGCACUUGACACUCCUAUAAGUUUUCCAUCUCCAUCAUCAGUAUCAACUACAGAAGAUCAAGCAAAUACAAGCCUGUUUGGGGUUCCACCCUCAAGUUAUGUUAAUACAGAUGGAAUCAUCAACAAAGAUAGUGGGCUUAAUGUGACUGUAGACAAUGACACAUCCAUAGAUGCUAAUACAAGAGAAGAAUCAAUUAAAGAAGAAUAUAAUGAGAUGCAGAGAGUGAUUAUGGGGGAAGAAAGAAGUGACACAUAUUCUACAGCAUUUAAUACAAACUCUUCUUCUUCUACCACUUCUACUAUUGACCAAUAUUUUAUAAAGUCCUCCAAGAGUUAUGUUCCUAAUAUAAGCUCUCUCCCAUCACCCUCAAAAGAAUUUCCAAAAGACGAACAAAAUUUAGUUUUGCAUCAACAUUUAGAGAGUACCGAGAAUGAUCAUGCUACAAACAAAAAUCAAUUUGAUGAAGAUCAAAACCUGAAAUUCUCUGAGAGGGCUCCUAACCAGGGCCAAAAUGCACAGCUUGUAACCCCAGAAAACAGUUCCACAUCAGGUGAGGCACUUGGUGAGGCACUUGGUCUGGCCCAGAGUUCAUCCAAUGCCUUACUUGAGCCUCAACCAUCAUCACUUUAUGACUCGGCUCCAACUGUGAUAACAUCUUCAAAGGAAAUGCCAAAUACUGUUCAGGGAGAUGAAGGAAGCAGUACAAACAUUCAAAUUCAUUCUCUUUCUCAACCAAGUAAGCUUCAGCCUGCCCCAACUGGGACUGCACUUGGCACUCCCAUUAGUUUUCCAUCUCCAUCAUCAGCUACAGAAGAUCAAAUGGAUACAAGCCCUUUUGGGGUUUCACCUUCAAGUUAUGUUAAUACAGAUGAAAUCAGUAAGGAGGACAUGGAGCUUACACUGACUGGAGCUGAUGACCCAUCCAUAGAAAGAAGUCCAAGACAAGAAUUAAAUAGAGAAGGUGUUUUAGAGCCCAUCCAAACUAAAAUAUUAAAGUAUAAAAAUGGCAGGAAAAGAAUGUUUAUGGUUUUACAAAGAUCUUCUUUUGAAUUAAUGAAAGAUAAAGGACUCAUUCAACCCGUAAAGGCCUUUCCAAAUGGACAAAUCCUGCCAGUCACAAAAGAUGAAAUAGAAUGUUCAAAAACUUUAUUGCCACCCACACAUCAGCCGGAGGAUAUAGAGAAAAUACAAUAUAAAUCUAUCACUCAGCUGGAAGAUCUGGAAGAACUGCCAGAUUCUUUGGAAGAUAUUCGAAAACUACCAACACCCAGCAGCUACGAAUCAAAGCAUCCCCUCCAAUCUCCUCAAAGGUCCUUUAGUCCAUUCACACUAGAAUGGUCUGACAACUCAUUCCUUACACCUACUAUAAAACAAACUCCUGUUGUUGUAACUUGGUCGGCUACAAGUGUGACAGAUUCCCCAGCACUUACUUUCACCAUUCAGCUGCCAAGCAAAAUUAAUAAUUCUUCAUUCUCAUUACACUCUGCUUCUAUCAAUAGCAAACAAAGCAACUUUCUUCCUUCAGGUGUUCCAAACUAUCAUGCUUUACCACCCAGAUCCAUGAUCAGACCACACCUUUCAACAGAGAUCCCUAGCACUUCUUCAUAUACAAACCAACCACCCAGCAUAGAUGCACAAGAUCUUUCUCAAAUGCAUGACAUGUACCCACCUUCCCCAAGUACUUUUCAUGAAUGGGAUGAAGAUGUGAAUCACUACAGUUCUAAAGGAUCAAAGGUAUUAAAGAUUAGUGAUAAAGGUAUUAGCGAAAGACAGAAUCUUGUCAGGAAGAAUAUUCUAUGGUUGGCAAAUAAGGAAGGCACCUCAGAGCUAAUGGAGGAGGAUGUAAAUCAGCUAGCUGAGAAUGCAAGGAAUCAAAACAAAGACUUUGAAGAAACAAAACUUCAGUUGAAAAAAAAAUACAACCGUUUGUUAAGUAAACACAGCCAAAAAUAUAAUGGACUUCUUAAAAAGUAUAGAAACCUUGAGAGGACUUACGACAUUGUUGAAGAUGCAGGCAGUAGAGAGCAAAUACUUAGAGAUGCUAAGAAGUUCCUUUCAGAAGAACAUGCUUUGUUCUUGGAAAGCCAGUUGUUCUUGAAAAACAGAUCAAGGAAAGGCAAUAGGUUCUCCAAGAAAUUCCUGAAGUACGUCAUAGGCUUAUACGAGCGUAGUCCAGCUGGAUAUAGAUUUUUAAGGACUGUAUUUACUAUGCCAUCUGUCAGAACUAUCCACAAAUGGCAGAAUCGUUGCCACCAAAAUGUUGAAACAGGUAUGGUUAACCAGAACAGCGUAACAGAAAUGUCAGGAACUUAUGGAGAUAUUGAAUCGUUUGCAGACAUGUUGCAGAUGGGACCAAUGCCUUCAGGCCACGAGCAAACUGAAAUGAGCAACGUUGAAAGUUUCCAAGAACUGAUCAAUGUACCCCCAACAGAUUUUUAUGAAAAUAAUGAUGCUAUAUUUUGGGAUGAUUCUCAAGUAGGUUUUGAGGUUCCUCAGCAAUUUGUACAACCACAAGAACAAGCAGUACAAAGUGGAUGUGAAGUGGAAUAUAUUCAAAAUGUAGAUGAUGCAUAUAUGCUGACCCAGUUGUAAAAUUAAAUAAUUUCAUUACUGUUCGCUGUCUACACUUAUUUUAAGACCAGCCAGUUGUCAGUAUAAAAUGUUCCACAUUAAUCCAGAUGCCUGACAUUUUAUUUUACACACAGUACAAGCAACUUUGUAUAUCUAAAAGAAGUGAUAAAUGCUCAAUUAUAUUUACUCUCCUCCUGUACCAGUAAACAACUCUUCAGUGGAAUUACAAGCACAAACACAGUGCAUAAUAAGUAUUCAUUGAAGAAGGUUUAUGUGACCAGUGAACUGAAAUCCAAAAGUUAAGCAAAUCAAGAGUAGAUUUCUUCAGUUACUUUUGUUUUAUGUAAUUUAAACAAUUAUUAAAUGCUACCUGCAUUAUGAAUAUUACAUUUGCAAAAAUCCAUGAAACAUUACCUUUUUCAGUUUUGUAGAUUUAUUUACAGAUUAGUGUAUAAAUUACUGGAACUCAAUUUUCUAGAAAUUAUCCAGGAAGAUUCAGACAAUGACUAAAAUAUUUUUAGUAUAUUCCAUUUUCAACAAGAUUUGAAUAAUAGACUAAAUAUAGUGUUUUUUGUUAUUGGAAAAAUAAAUGUUUUAUUUUAAAUGUUAAAUGCUAGAUUAGUAGCAAAAACUCUUCAAAGACUGAAAUCAACAAACAGAAAAAGUAAAGGCAAGGAAGAUGAAUAAGGGAAGUGAAAAUAAAAGAGAGCAAGGGCUAGUGUAAAAAGAUAAAUUGUGGCCCCCAUAACCCAUUGUUGACAGAAUAGCAAAAUUCUGUACUAUGUCCAUUGUUUUUUUUUUUUUUUUUUUUUUUUUUUUUUUUUUUAGAUUGUCUUUCCACAUAGAUGGCUCAACAAGCACUUAAUGACAAGAGUCAAUUACUAGCCCUACUUAGAUCACCUGUUUACCCUUUUCAUUCAUUUUUAAAAUAUUUGUUAAUAGUAUUGUUAAAAAUAUGAAAAUCAUGUCAACAACAUUAAUAGCUACAUUGGCAUUCAUAGCAUUUGUGGAAUAAUAAGUCCCAAAAGCUAAAAGUAAGCGGAAAUAAGAUGAAGACUCAUCGGCUUACUAAAUGGAUCUCUGGUUGCUGAGCAGUUGUGGAGCCAUUUAUGUGCAAACAAAAUUCACAAGAGAAAACGACCGUAGACAGUGCGAUUACCAUGCACCAUUGGGUUAAGGCUAAUUUAAGGGACUAAAGCUUAAAAAAUAUGAUUACUUUUUUAUUAUUAUUAUCAUACAAAUUCUGUAAAAUUAUGAGAGCUGAUGUUACUAUCUGCUUUUGUUAAAAACAUAAGAAUAAAAGAGAAACUGAC
Molecule: messenger RNA, 7991 nt
Organism: Penaeus chinensis
Lineage: Eukaryota; Metazoa; Arthropoda; Malacostraca; Decapoda; Penaeidae
Product: serine-rich adhesin for platelets-like
Exons: 12
Coding region: 1-6699 (2232 amino acids)
Source: RefSeq, a predicted model, not a curated record